Podarcis raffonei (Aeolian wall lizard) is the source of this 899-nucleotide messenger RNA. RefSeq names its product chromosome 13 C19orf85 homolog (gene C13H19orf85). The transcript has 2 exons. Lineage: Eukaryota; Metazoa; Chordata; Lepidosauria; Squamata; Lacertidae. The record is from RefSeq and is a predicted model, not a curated record. The coding region runs from base 186 to 899 and encodes 237 amino acids.
CAAGGGGUGUUGCAACUCAGCUUACUUGGGGGGGGGGAAUAAGCCAUGACUACGCUCCUCUAAUGGGGGCUUUCUUCUCCCACCUCUCCAGGCCCAAUCAAAGCUUCCUUCGCAGGUGCAGGCGACCAUAGCAAAAGCGGGACUUUGCAGGAGGCGCUUCGUAUCAACUCCUAACAAAACUGAGAAUGCCACACGGCAGCCCCCUCUCUCAGCCUUCCGUGGCGCCUCCACGGCCCCUGACUUCAUACGAGCGCGGGAGGGAUCUGUGCACCUUUGUGUCAACAGCAGCAUCCCACGUCAUGCGCACCUUGCAGAGACCCUGCAGGAGCCGGCCCGGCAAGAGGAAAGUGAACCACCGGAGGUUCCUACAGAACCAGAUUUGCAGGAGUUUCUCAGACAUUGAGGCUGCUACUCGCCGCUUGGCCUCCUCCAUCCUUUCCCAGGAGGCUAAGACACCCCCUGCAGCAUCUCAGCAAAUGAAUCCUCGCAAGCCCAACAACCCACCCCCAGUCCGGGCUCCUCCGGGCUCCUUUUUGGGCACAGCAGAGGCGUUUGUGGCUCCUGACCCCAGCCCCUGCUGGGCGCUCUCCCUUGACGCCCUGAUGUCAGGACCAGACGAACUUUUCGAGCCCAUCACCGAGGAGAUGGAACCGGCAAGCAACACCUUGUCUCUGUGUGGUCCCGAUCCCUUAGAGUCGUGCCUGCUGGGAUGUAAUAAUGCGCCAUCCGGCCUGCCGUCCAACGGAGAAGGUUCUGCAGCCUGUGGAGCUUGCCUAGUAGCUUCAGACCAGUGCUUUCCAGGGGCAUCUCAAUGCCCCAUCCCUGUCUCCAAUCCAGGGGCUCUGGUGGUUUCUGACUAUGACAACUGCAUGCCCUUCUGGGAGCUGGAAACAUGGUGA